CCCGGCCCCUCUCACGGCACCGGGCCCGAGCGCGUUCUCCCUAAAGGCUUUCCCAGCCCUGGUGCCUUUCCCAAUCCCUGCUCGUCUCCUUAUCCUGAGCAUUCUUUUCGUUCCCCGUGUUUUAGUGUGCUUUGUCCCCAGGCGGGCUGCAAACCUUAACUUCCACCUGCUUUUCAAGAGGCAGCCAGUGUAGAAGGAUAGCACAUGGGGCCUCAAGGGCUCGUGUUUAGGCUAAAGACAAAUUCUGUGUGUUACCAGAGCUGUGCUAAAGGGAAAUUCCUGCUGUGGAGAUAUUAUGCCAUUGCCUGAGCUUUAGGAAAAAAUGAGAAAUCUUCCAUUUGGGACUUUUUAAAAGGGAUAGGUGGAGAAAAAGAUGAAAAAGAAAUCUGUGGGAAGUCCUGGCUUGCCGGGAGUAGUAGGGUUUCCUGCUAGUGAGAGCUGUGAUUUUUGUAAUGCAGAGGGCUCAUUUGGUGCUCUCCACACAGGACAUGUGUCCCUGUGCUGUGUUGAUUUAUGGUACAAUGAACUGUUACACAGCACACUUCCAAUGUAAAGCCAGGUCUGACCUCCUGUGAGAAGGGAGGCCUCAGAAAACUCAGUUUUUGAGGUGAGAGAUUUGUGCUUCUAAUCAUUCUGCCUUCCCCACACGAUGUCCAAGGCUCCCCCAGGUGUGUUUCAGGAGGAGCUGGAGUGGUGCAUUUCACAACUGGAGGCAGAUCUGCAUCUCCCUCUGCACUCCAAACUAGCAGAGGAGACCCAACACAUUUUCAAGGUCCUGCACUCCCCUGCAGCUCCUCUCACAGAGAACCAACAAGUGAUGAGCAAUGAGUUUGGGGAUUGUCGUCUCAAGAUGGAUGAGGGUCAGAAGAGCAUUGAGAAAGGCAUGACCCCUGAUGAUGUGGAAGUACAGCCAGGCAAGGGACAGACUGCAGAUGGUGUGAAACAGCCUGAGCCAACCCCUGAGGCAAAGCUUGAGUUGUUCACAUCAUCUGGCAGCAGCUUCCGAUUUGAUUUUCCACUUUCCAGGACUGACCCAGAAGCUGACCUUGGUGACAGUGGUGCUGAGCAGGUACAAAACAAUGUCAGAGCCACCAAGCAGGAGAACUGGAAUGGCCCCUUGAGGUUUGCUGCCUCUGGACAAGAACCCAGGUUUGCUUUCAACUUUGCCAUCCCAGAUGAAGACUGUCCUCAUCUUCAGUUACUUCCAGGAAGCCAACAUACAGAGGAUACAGCAGAUUCUUCACUGCCUGCUGAAUCAGCAGCUCUGCCACAGGCUGCAGCCUUGCAGGAGCCUGAGGUGACUCAAGUGACAGGGAAUGCACCCAAAGAGGAUAGAAGCCAUGUCACAUCAAAGAUCCCCCAAACAGAGACAGCCUCUGCAGAUGAGGCAAUGACAGAGAAAUCAACAGGAGGUGGAGCUGCCAAGAAGAAAAAAAAGAAGAAACAAAAAGCACCUGUCAGUAAAAACAAAACAGAAGAAACUGAGACCAGCAGGAAGGCAAAGGCAGAAGCUAACAGCUGUAAAAUUACAGAUACUUCCCAUCAGGAUGAGAAGACCUCUCAGCAGUCAGAUGAGCAGCUGUGGAAAGAGGUGGACUGGUGUGUGAACCAGCUGGAACUCGGCUUGAAGACACAGAAACCCACUCCAAAGCAGGCUGAGGAGGCUCUCAGGGCCAUCAGGACCCUGCGCAGUGACAAGGCUCCCCUGGUGAAGAAGCGUCAGCUCAUGAGAGCCAUGUUUGGAGACUACAGGAAGAAGAUGCAGGAGGAGCUGUGCAGAGAGCUGAAGCUUAUGGAAACAGCUGCAAAAUCUGCCAGGAUCAUGGACUUGAGGGGAAGCAGCCACAAGAACGGCCAGUUCAUCCGGAAGUGCUUGGGAGUUUGCAGGAAGAGCCAAGGUUCAGCAGAAUCCUCUUCAGAGUCACACAGGACACUUAACACAGGCUUAUUCAAUUUCACAGCUCCCCAAGAAUUUCACUUUAAUUUCUUCUAGAAAAGUCACUUUGACUAAAACUGUGCCAGAUCUCCUGUAAACUGAAGAAUGGUGGAAAGGUGUUGUGCAGUAGGAAAUGUCAUGUGUCAAUCUCUGAAUCUUCUUCCAGGGUGCCUUAUCUAGAAGUUUAAAUCAGAUCUGCCUACUAUGCAUACUCAGCCUACAUAAGUGCUCCUCUGUGCUCACACUGGAGAAAGGCACCUUUGAAGGGCUCAGCAGUGUGGAAGGAUCUGCUUUCUGUCCUGUAGAAUUGACAUCAACUGUAGAAUCUGUCUUCUAUACCAUGAGAUUUUUCCCUUUCUCCCAUUGCUUUUAAAUAGAGCAGAGCCUUUCUAGCAGCCAAGGUGGCAGUGCAUACAGCAGGGAAUGGUUUGGAAUCAAGAUCCAGAGCAGUGAAGAGCUGGGUGCUUCCACUCCCCAAGUCUGUGUGAAUGCAGCUUCUGGCAUCCAGCAAAUACCAGCAGUGUGUCAUCCCUGACAUGGAGGAGCACGAGCUCAGGGUCUUUGGGGAAAAGUGAGACCCAUUUUUGCUCAUUCAUCUCUUUCAUUGACAGGUACAGACCUAGAAUAAAACUGCACAUCAUGAUUUAAUCCAGCCUAGAGAUGUAAGGACAGUUGUUUCCACUAAAACUGGGAAAUUUUUUGUUGCUGAAGCCAGGUUCUGAACAGCUAGGAAGGAUGUACAAUCAACUCUUAAAUAAAGUUUACUUUAUUAGUAGCUCAGUUAUGACCACUAGUGCCUCAGAGAGAAAAUUAGUGCAUGCCAGCCUUGGGUGGUCAUAAAAUAAACUGUCACAGCCCAAAGACUCUCUUCCAUUUGAUUUGUAUUAAAUUUUGGCUUUUU
Messenger RNA from Melospiza georgiana, 2837 nucleotides. RefSeq lists its product as uncharacterized. The transcript is spliced from 6 exons. The record is from RefSeq and is a predicted model, not a curated record. Bases 650 to 1993 code for a protein of 447 amino acids. NCBI's taxonomy places the organism in Eukaryota, Metazoa, Chordata, Aves, Passeriformes, Passerellidae.